ACUACGCCGAAAACGGUUACUUUUGUCUACUCUAUGAUUAUUCGCGCUAUGCGUAAUUCGCAUGCUACGCAAGUUUUAAGCUUGUUAUUGCUAUCAAAUUUGAAAAUAAAUAUCGCGAUUAGUCAACUUUGUUGUUUUGGUAUUAAAAUUCAAUAAAAACAAACUUGAUAAAAUGUCGAGUACAUCGCAAAAGCACAGAAACUUCGUUGCUGAGCCUAUGGGAGAGAAACCUGUGAGUGAAUUAGCAGGCGUCGGAGAAGUUUUGGGACGAAGACUUGAAACAGCCGGAUUUGAUAAGGCUUAUGUUGUUCUCGGCCAGUUCCUGGUACUGAAAAAAGAUAAGGAGCUCUUUCAAGAGUGGAUGAAGGAAACCUGCAAUGCUAACUCAAAACAGUCCACAGACUGCUAUCAGUGUUUGAAAGACUGGUGCGAUGAAUUUUUGUAAAUCUGUGCCAUGGACUGCAUACUACAAUCUUGCAUAAAUAAUGUAAUUUUAAGUGCAUUUCUCGGUCAUAUUUUGUAAUUUUUUAUUAUUUUCCUCACCACAUUUCAUUAUAAAGUACUGCAUAAGUAUUAACAAAGCUAUUUACAUAGCUCGCUAAUUUAAUGACCGCAUCCAAAUGUUAUUGAAUAAAGAAAUAAUUAAAUAUAAUUGUAAAGUGUAAUCUUCUAAAACAUUCUAAAUAAUUGUACAAGUACAUUGCAAUUUUUUUAUGUUUUACUAACAAGACUAUUGUUAUUAGGUCAGGUAAAUAAAUGUAUCAA
This is a messenger RNA of Hyposmocoma kahamanoa, 765 nucleotides long. It is a transcript of the gene baf, whose product is annotated as barrier-to-autointegration factor. The record is from RefSeq and is a predicted model, not a curated record. Gene Ontology annotation, molecular function: DNA binding. Bases 173 to 445 code for a protein of 90 amino acids. Lineage: Eukaryota; Metazoa; Arthropoda; Insecta; Lepidoptera; Cosmopterigidae. The transcript is spliced from 2 exons.